Molecule: messenger RNA, 795 nt
Organism: Anoplopoma fimbria (sablefish)
Lineage: Eukaryota; Metazoa; Chordata; Actinopteri; Perciformes; Anoplopomatidae
Product: trypsin-3
Exons: 5
Coding region: 1-795 (264 amino acids)
Biological process (GO): proteolysis
Molecular function (GO): serine-type endopeptidase activity
Source: RefSeq, a predicted model, not a curated record
AUGGACCUGUCAUCUUUAGUAAUUUGUAUACUGUUAGAAGUUCUGGCUGUAAACUGUCAAGACGUGCCACAGGAACGUAUAGUGGGAGGAUAUGCACCAGUUCCACAUUCAAUCAAGUACAUUGUGUCGAUACAGACAACACAGCGUCAGCACUUAUGUGGGGGCUCCUUGAUAAAUAAGUACUGGAUAAUCACAGCAGCACACUGUAACAUUGGAGUUAACAAUAUGAUGAUAGUAGCAGGUGACUACUCUCUAACCAUCAAUGAGGGCACGGAGCAAGAAAUGCUUCCUCAACUUUUGUUUCCCCACCCUGAGUACAACGACACCACCACCGACAAUGACAUCAUGCUUAUAAAGCUGAGGGCCCCGGUCCAUCUGAACAGCUACAUUUCCAUCGCUUUGCUGCCCCGGCAGAACGCCUCCGUAGCAGUGGGCAGAAUGUGUCGAGUGUCAGGAUGGGGGUACACCAGCGCCAGUGGAGGCCAGAUCCCUGCCACCCUCCUCACUGUCCUGCUGCCCAUCGUGUCCACAGAACAGUGCAACAGCAGCAAGUCCUUCAAUGGAAGCAUCACGGAUAACAUGCUCUGUGCCGGUUACAGUACUGGUGGAAAGGAUGCAUGUCAGGGGGACUCUGGGGGUCCACUUGUAUGUGAGGGCCGGGUCUAUGGCUUGGUGUCCUGGGGGAUAGGAUGUGCUGAUGCCCAGUUUCCUGGAGUCUACACUGCUGUAUCCAAGUUCCGCAGGUGGAUAGACAACACCAUAUUUAGCUACUACAGUAGGUGUAACAAGGACUAA